Penicillium coprophilum is the source of this 2634-nucleotide messenger RNA. It is a transcript of the gene facB, whose product is annotated as C6 transcription factor FacB/Cat8. The record is from RefSeq and is a predicted model, not a curated record. NCBI's taxonomy places the organism in Eukaryota, Fungi, Ascomycota, Eurotiomycetes, Eurotiales, Aspergillaceae. The coding region runs from base 1 to 2634 and encodes 877 amino acids. Gene Ontology annotation, biological process: DNA-templated transcription; regulation of DNA-templated transcription. The transcript is spliced from 3 exons. Gene Ontology annotation, molecular function: zinc ion binding; DNA-binding transcription factor activity, RNA polymerase II-specific; DNA binding.
AUGCCUGGUAUCUUGCCUAUGAAAGUGAUUAAAGUCGGUGGAACUGGCACAACGAGCCGGAUCGCCCAAGCCUGCGAUCGAUGCCGGAGCAAGAAAAUCCGCUGUGAUGGUGUACGACCUUGCUGCUCGCAAUGUGCCAAUGUGGGCUUCGAGUGCCGCACUAGCGACAAAUUGAGCCGCCGCGCCUUCCCGCGUGGAUAUACAGAGUCGCUAGAAGAGCGAGUGAGGACUCUCGAAACCGAAGUCAAAGACUUGAAAGACCUGUUGGACGAGAAGGACGAGAAGAUCGAUGUCUUGUCCCGGAUACACUCAUUUUCGCCGCCUCACCGAGCCGCCUCCGUUCGGUCUCCCUCUGCGUCUGCCACAGUGAAGUCGAGCACUCCGGAUUCAUCGGAGGGUGUGUUUCAUGUACAGCGAUCGACUAUCCGACCAUCCCGGCAGUCUGAGAACCCUUUCGUGGGCUUUUCUAGCACACUGGGAUUUGCUAAUGUUUUUACCGACAAACUUGUCACUGAGGGCAAAUCUGCAACAAAGGUUCCCACAGGGGCUCUCACUGCCUUGUCUACCUCGGUACUCCAAGGUGCCCCUAACCAGAAUGUGAAAACGCCACCCCGAUUGGUGUCGGAUCAGCUGAUCAACAUCUUCUUCCAAGAAUGGGCGCCGCUGUACCCUGUAGUACAUCGUCCGACCAUUCUGAAAGCUUACGGACAGUACCUCAACAAUACUGAAAUCCUCCAGCGCGACGCCCAUGUGAUGGCGCAGCUGAACCUGAUUUUUGGUAUCGCUGCUCUUUCAUCAAUCUCGCGCACCAAUCAAGACCCGACUUUCUUCGAAGAGAACUGGUCGGCAACACUUGACUCGCUCUCAAGUGAAGCGUCAAUUUCCAGCCUGCAGUGCUUUGUUCUUGGUCAAAUAUACUGCAUGACCAAAGGCGAUUACCGCACUUUGCUCCGCUACCGUGCCCUUGGUGUGGAUAUUUGCCACCAGCUAGGUAUGCACGAAAACCAAGAAAGCUCAACCAACCCGCUAGAGGAUGAGACCCGUAAGAAGGUUUUCUGGUCGCAAUAUGUGCUUGAUCGAUUCUGCUCCGCGCUUACUGGGCUGCCUGUCCUGUUGCGUGAGGAGGAUAUCGAGGCUGAGUAUCCCGUUGAUGUGGAUGAUGAGAAUGUCACAGAAACGGGGUUUUUGCCGACCCUCCCUGGUGAAUCCACUCGCAUUUCCAGUGCAAUUGCUCUCUUUGGAGCUGCAAGGAUCUUGAACAAGGCUUUGGAGGAUCUCUACCCUUCAAAAUCGGGUUACGAUGUGUAUGUUUCGAAGAUGCGCUCGCUGACCGGACAAUUGGACGAGUGGCUUCACACCCUGCCGCCACAUCUUCGUCUCGAGUUCAGUCAAGACAAGCCUAGUACGAGCGUCACGAGUAGUCGGUCCCCACUUCUGUCACUCGUCUACUAUUUCAUUCGAUCAUUGAUACAUCGCCCGGCUGUCUGCUACGCUGAUGGGAACAUUCGCUCUCCGUCUGUCCUGGCGCUGAGCGAUUCAGCAAAACAUAUCAUCCAAAUUCUUGAACUACUUGAUGAAAGGCGUUUGUGUCUGUCUGUCUGUAUCAACAGAAGAGAGCUUAUUUUCUUUUCUGGUCUUGGACUCCUCUGGCAGAUGCUUGAUGUGAAAACCGAUAGCAAACUGGGCAAGGAAAGCCAGAAACUGCUUGGAACCGCCAUGCAAUACCUUCAAACAGAGUCGAGUGUGGCGGCUGCUGAAUUUGGCAUGCUGUCGAACACUCUGACUUGUCUCGACGGGAGACUCCCUUCAAUGAGCAAGCAGCACCCGGAGAUGGUAGCGCCAACACAGAAACCGAACAAAUCCCCCAAAAAGCACUUGCAGGCCUUGAAGUCCCGCCUUAUCGCCUGCUCCACCCGCGAUAAGCAGCCUCCAACCCAAUCUUCCCCACAGUCCUCUCGGCGGAACACUAUAUCCGGAACGACGCCCCCACUUAUACCCCAGUCGCUCCGUUCUCCUAGCUGGAGCAGCCUGCCGCCUUCUCAAGCCGACCACCUCCCUUCACAUUACCUGAACGACAAGGGCCAUUCUCCCUUGGACCUAGCUUCAGACCAUCGCCUAGCCGCAUCCUUGGGUUAUGAGCACCCACGCUCUAUGUCCUGCUCUACGCCCUCCGACCCCACAGCAGGUGCCAUCACUAUGGCCGAUUGGGAAUAUGUUCUGAGCGACAUGGACCGUGGUUACUCGAAUAUUUUCACAGGCAUCUACGGUGGCAAAGAAUGCGGCGAAGACCCGGGUCCGUUCGCCUCUAUUGCAGCAGAAUACGGCCGCAAACCAGACGACCUCUCUUCUCUCAAUCACCCGCAGAGUGAUAUGCAUGGCCUUUCCCCUGAAGCGUGGUCUGCCAGUAGUGGUGACUUCGCAAAUAAGCCAGAACAUACCACACAGAGCGUUCUGAGUUAUUCAAGCGAAAGUAUGGGCAGUGCUGAAGAGUCUCUGGCGCCCUAUCCCGAUGUCCGUGUUUGUCCUGAGGACAUGAAUACCAUGGAUCCUUUCCAUGGUUUUGCUAUGCACGGUGGGGAUGAAGUCGAUGAGUUUUCUCUAGUCAAUGGCUGGGACCGACGGCUGGCCGUCUGA